CAUCUGUGCGGCGGUAUGAAUAUGUGCGGCAGAUCAUCUUUUAUUGUGCUCUAAAUGUAAAUAAUAAAAAAACGAUCCUCAUUCGGCGUACAUCAUUCACCGGAGAAUGAAAGCGGAACCGGAACGUUCACAUUUGAAUAUGAAGCGCGCAUUUGCGUUAAAAUAAACUACUGAAGCCGCUGGUUUAUUAUCGAACCAUGUAGCGAGGACGCGUUUGUGACGUCGCCGCUGCAUAUCGCGUUACGUCACAUGCUGGUAAAUCCGUCGCGUUUCGCGGAUUGUGAUCUGUUUGCCAAUAAAGCGGGACGCGGUCGGCGUGUGUGCGUGGAGUGUUUGUGUAAUGACACCAUUCAGCGACAUCUACACGCUCGUAUCGCGCAGCAGCUGAUGUUUGAUGGACACUGAGCGCGAUUGCACCGCCGUAAAUGAUGAAAAACCGCGAAUAUCAGCAAAUAGAUCCUCAGGCACUAGCGACACCGACCCCGACGCCUCCUCCACGACCUCUGCCCGACCACAAGCCCAAACGAGCCCGGAGAAAAUGGGAGGUGUUUCCCGGCAAGAACCGCUUUUACUGUGACGGUCGCAUCAUCGUGGCGCGUCAGAGCGGCGUGCUGCCGCUCACACUGGGACUCAUCCUGCUCACCAGCGGACUCUUCUUCGUAUUCGACUGCCCGUUCCUGGUGCAGCACCUCACCAGCUGCAUCCCGGCCAUCGGAGGGGUCCUUUUUGUGUUUGUGAUCAUCUCUCUCUUCCAGACAAGCUUCACAGAUCCAGGGAUUCUGCCCCGGGCAACACCAGAGGAGGCCGCAGACAUUGAGAAACAAAUCGACAACCCAACAGGCUCAUCUUCAUCCUACCGCCCCCCUCCGCGCACCAAGGAGGUCAUCAUCAAUCAGCAGGUGGUUAAACUCAAGUACUGCUUCACCUGCAAGAUCUUCCGCCCGCCGCGCACCUCCCACUGCAGCCUGUGUGACAACUGUGUGGAGCGCUUCGAUCAUCACUGCCCUUGGGUCGGGAACUGUGUGGGAAAACGAAACUAUCGCUUCUUCUACACCUUCAUCGUCUCACUCUCUUUCCUCACGGCCUUCAUCUUCGGUUGUGUAACCACACACCUGGCUCUAAGGUCACAAGGAGGAAAUGGGUUGGUUUUUGCUCUCCAAGCAAGUCCUGCCAGUGCUCUUGAGUUAGUGGUUUGCUUCUUUUCUGUAUGGUCCAUUUUGGGCCUCUCAGGCUUUCAUACAUACCUUGUGGCUGCAAAUCUUACUACUAAUGAGGAUAUUAAAGGUUCCUGGUCAGGGAAAAGUGGAAAUGAAGACGUUGGAAAUCCUUACAGCUACAACAGUAUGAUCAAAAACUGCUGUUCUGUACUCUGUGGACCCAUGCCGCCCAGUUUAAUUGACAGGCGAGGUUUUGUGCCCUCCGAUGACUCCGUCCAGACCAGUCCAGUGGAAAUCGAACUUCCAGCUGCUAAAAACGACAUAAACAUGGUAGGCUCCCUUACCCUUUCCCGUCUUCCUCCACAGUGCACGCAUGGUACCAAAGGUCUGCUGGAAACGGCCUCUCGAUCUCCUCUCCUCACAAGCUCCUGUCCGCAGGCCAAACCUCAAGCUGCACCGGCCGUCUUGGAGCCUCUUCCAGAGAUCACCCCGUCACCUGCACUGGAGCCACCCAAGAUCGCUGGAGGACGCCAAUUGACCAACACCUCUCACAAACAUCACUCCCACCACAGAUCCAAGGGAAAACAAGCCAGUCAUCACACCCACAAGACAGCCAACUCUUCUCCAAGACCCCAUCACAGCCACAGUUCAAGACGGAAAGACUCCAAGAACAGAGACCCAAAAUUCAGUUCUCUGCGUUGAGCAUUGAGACUCCAUGAACCUUCAACGUCAUGUCGUUUGGAUUAUUUGAAUUUGUCUUCAUAAGAUUGAUCAGUUUGUAGGGUGGCUUCAGUUGGGACUCCAAACACACAGGACUAAUAUUUCCAGAAAGACCUCCAGUUUUAGUAAACUGAUGGUGGUGUUACAGUCUUACUGUUCUCUGGAGGAAUACCAUCAAUGCUGCAAUCUGGAGAGCAGGUAUGAAGUGGGCUUCCGUUAACAGAUUGAUGACUGGAAAACUUUGUAAUUCAUACACUGAGUGUUUCCAUACAGACAAGCACAAAGGUCUAAAAAGUGAACUGCAAGGCAGUCUUAAUAGUGAGUUCCAAAAUGAGCUUCAUCAUAUUGGAACAAGAACACUGUCGUCCUCGAUAUGGACACAAACUCUGGGAUCCAUUUCUCUGGCCUCUUUUAGGCCUCAUCGGGGAUACAUUGGUCAAGCUUCAAUAAGCAAGAACCAAUCUAAUUAUGCAAAAAAAAAAAAAAAAAAAAAAAAUACAAGAGCAUGCCUGGAGAUUAUAGCUCACAAUCAUUCAUCAUGUUGAGUCUUGUUGAAUUCUUUCUUCUCCCAAAGGACUUCAGCAUGAUUUUGUAACAUAUUGUGUUUGAAACAUGGUAUUAAGUGUGCACAAGUACCUGCUAAUGUGGAUGAGAUGAUGCCUCCUGAUCACCGUGUUGAAGAUCUAGUUGAAAAGUAUCGUUCUCUCUUAACCUCGUCACAACUGCUGUUCUUCACAUUGCAUUCCUGACCCACUGCUGUCUAUCGGUAAAUUAGUAAUCAGACAGUCUUAAUGCACUAAGUCUCAAUGCAGCAAUACUGUAAUGUUUUAGUUACUCAUUGUUACUACAUGUGCUACAGUAUGUGUGGACACUUUGUGUUUGAAUGGGAAUGGGAAUGGGAAUAUGGGUGUUAUUGUUAUCCAGGUUUUGACUUAAUAUGCAAACUGAAUGUUAUUUAUGAAUGCUGAAAUUGAUCCUCUGUUUCUCAAGACCUCUGCAACAUUUGCACAAAUAAAUAUGAAGAACCAA
Megalobrama amblycephala (Wuchang bream) is the source of this 2906-nucleotide messenger RNA. RefSeq names its product zinc finger DHHC-type palmitoyltransferase 18b (gene zdhhc18b). Gene Ontology annotation, cellular component: Golgi apparatus; endoplasmic reticulum. Bases 426 to 1859 code for a protein of 477 amino acids. Gene Ontology annotation, biological process: protein targeting to membrane; peptidyl-L-cysteine S-palmitoylation. Gene Ontology annotation, molecular function: protein-cysteine S-palmitoyltransferase activity. The transcript has 9 exons. NCBI's taxonomy places the organism in Eukaryota, Metazoa, Chordata, Actinopteri, Cypriniformes, Xenocyprididae. The record is from RefSeq and is a predicted model, not a curated record.